Molecule: messenger RNA, 458 nt
Organism: Arachis ipaensis
Lineage: Eukaryota; Viridiplantae; Streptophyta; Magnoliopsida; Fabales; Fabaceae
Source: RefSeq, a predicted model, not a curated record
AGGAGAAGGGAAAGAAUGAAAGAGAGGACGACGCCGUCUGGGGAUCCGCCGCCGUCGCCAUCGUCGUCGAGCGCUAGUGAGAGAGAGAGCUCGAGGAUGAGAGGAAACGCGAUGGAGGAGAGAAAAAGGAGGUGCUCCGUCGCCGCUGAAGCUCCACCACCACUGCUAGGGCUUGUUCCAGUCGCCGUUCUGCCACCGUCGGGUUUCUGUGCCCCCACCGAGGAGAUCAAAGGGAGGAAGGAGGGAUGUAUCGCCGCCUUCGUGCUCUGUCGCGGCGCUGCCGUCGAUUGGAGCUCGCCGCUGAGCUGCUGCACCAUCUCCAAGCCGUUGCGUCGCCGCUCAUCUCUUCACUGUCACUGCUCAACACCAUCGUCGUAUCCUCUGUCACCAGUUCGAAGGUGUGUAUGAUUUUUAUAGCGAUGAUGAACUGCAAUGGCUAAUUGAGAUACAGAAGGUAG